AUGGAAAAAGCACCAACAACAAGAACCUAUAAAAUCCCAUCCUGGGUCGGUUUCAUCAUAAUAAUCGUUAUUGUCCUUCUCAACCAGUCCCAUGAAAUUGACCCAAGGGAGGCGGUCUUGAAGGCCUUGGAAACCAACCAAGCACGCAAUUGGUCUCAGAUAUACACAGCAGAAAAGCACCUAGCAGGUACGAACUAUGGUUUGGUAGAGUUUACUCAAAAGAAGUUCGCCGAAUACGGAGCCCGAGCUUCUGUUGAUGAAUACGAGGUGCUUUUGAGCUACCCUGAGAGCCAUUCCUUGAAACUCUUGGAUAAAGAGGGCAAUGUGAAGUACACUGCUCCAUUGAAAGAAGAUGAGCUAGAGGAGGAUCCCACCUCCUUGAACGAUACGAUUCCGACGUUCUUGGGCUUCGCUGCAAACGGCAAUGUCACCGCAGAGUACGUGUAUGUGAACUAUGGGACUAAAAGUGACUUUUCUUGGCUCAGCGAACAAGGCGUCGAUGUCAAGGGAAAGAUCGUGGUGGCACGGUACGGCGCGAUCAAUCGCGGUCUAAAAGUUCAAUUCGCCCAGGACAAUGGUGCUGUUGGUGUUUUGAUUUAUACCGACCCCGGCGAUGAUGGGGAGAUUACCUCCGCCAAUGGCUAUGAACAAUACCCAAAGGGACCUGCAAGAGCAGAGUCCUCCGUUCAAAGAGGCAGUGUUAUGUUUCUUGGUGGUGUAGGGACAACUCCGGGUGAUCCUACAACUCCGGGCUAUGCUUCCAAGAAGGGCGCUGAAAGGCAAGACCCUCAUAGCUCAAUUGGAAAGAUCCCUGCACUUCCAAUAUCCUAUAGAGAGGUGACUCCAAUUUUGGCAAAAUUGAACGGACACGGCACUAAGGGUCCGGCGGACUGGAAGGGCGGUAUAAGCGGCGUUGACUAUAGCACAGGACCGAAUUCGGGAGUGAACCUCAAUUUGUACAACAAUCAGACCUACAAAAUUACGCCUAUUUGGAAUGUUUACGGUGAGUUCGAAGGUGAAAACAACAACGAGGCAAUCUUAAUAGGAAACCAUCGUGAUGCUUGGAUUAAAGGUGGCGCUGGCGAUCCCAAUUCUGGCUCUGCCGUUCUCAUCGAAAUCGCGAGAGCACUCGGUGAGCUCAAAGAUGCUGGAUUCAAGUUUAAAAGAACAAUUAUUUUGCAAAGUUGGGACGGCGAAGAAUACGGACUUAUUGGCUCAACCGAAUUCGGGGAAUUUGCUUCUAAGAAUCUUCAGAAAAAUGUCAUAGCGUACAUCAACACCGACGUGGCUGUUCAAGGAAAGUCAUUGUCUUUGAGUGCAUCACCAGUCUUGAAUAGGGUAUUGAGAAAGGUGGCAAACUGGUUGCCGUAUCCGGGCGAAGAAGGCAAGUCACUCUAUGACCAUUUUGUUGACGAAAAAGGCGACAUUAUACGAAACAUGGGCUCAGGAUCUGAUUACACAGUGUUCCUUGAGCAUCUUGGUAUACCAUCUGCAGAUGUAUCUUUCAAGUCCGGCAAGAAGGACCCAAUCUACCACUAUCACUCAAACUAUGAUUCAUUUCAUUGGAUGAACGUUUUUGGAGACAAGGACUUUGUGUUCCAUAAUUUGGCUGCAAAAUAUCUCUCCCUUAUUGCUUUAGAGCUUUCAACUCACAAGUUGAUUGACUUUUCAUUGCAUGACUACGCGAAAGACUUACAGUUCUAUUUCGAUUUAGCCAACAACACAAUUCCAAAGGAUUGGUUUGGCAAGGAAAUACCGAAAUCAUCUAUAGCGGAGUUCCUUUCUUGGAACCUCGAGGAUAGUUUGGCUGCAAACAGAGCUGCGCAGUUGUAUUCCUUUGAGAACGAUGCUUAUGCGUUCAAUGAACUCUUAGAGCCUUAUCAGUUUAGGCUCAUGCAGAAGAUGUUGAUGACGGAUUCACUGCAUCACAAGAGCAUCUCGCUUAGGGAACUCGUGGAUUAUACUGCAAAUCAGCUAGAAUAUCUUGAGAAAAAGGCGUUGCAUUUUGAUACCAUCAGUGAAGUCUUGCAAAAACGAUAUGAGCGCAGGGAGCAAUUGCAUUGGUGGCAGAGAAUCAAGCUUCAUUUCGACAUUAGGCGCCAAAACAAACUGCUUCAAUACUUUGAGAGGGGCUUUCUCUAUGAGGAAGGCCUCCAUGAAAGACCUUGGUUUAAGCAUAUUGUUUUUGCAUGUGGUCGCUUCACUGGAUACGCUGGCCAAACUUGGCCCGGAAUAAGGGAGGCAAUUGAGGAUGACGAUUUUGAGCGGACUGUGAAAUGGCUUUGGAUUGCUGCCAAGGCGGCAAGACUGGUUGCCACUGGUUUGGAAGUAUCGUAA
Molecule: messenger RNA, 2337 nt
Organism: Candidozyma pseudohaemuli
Lineage: Eukaryota; Fungi; Ascomycota; Pichiomycetes; Serinales; Metschnikowiaceae
Product: M28 family metallopeptidase
Exons: 1
Coding region: 1-2337 (778 amino acids)
Molecular function (GO): carboxypeptidase activity
Source: RefSeq, a predicted model, not a curated record